GCAAGUCAGCCUGUUGGAAGUUGUUGAGACGUGACAGUAUAUGAAACAACUCGCGGCGGAUGGUUUACGAUGAGUUCUCCUAAGGGACCCGUUGAAACGACAGCUCAAGAAAAAUCGGACUCGGACAGCGAGGAAAGUCAAAAGCCGAAAGAUAUGACCACUGACACGGGACAUAAAGUGAAGAAGACUUACCUCCCGUUCAGUGUUGAAUCCCUGAUGGCCAAAUCGAGCUGCCAGGUCGCGUGUUCUCCGGCUCUCCAGCACCAGAGACUGGGAUUGGGACAGGACUUAGUACGGACUUACUUUGUAGAGAAAACCAAAGUUUCUGUGGACACUUUGUCAAGCGUUUCGGACAGUCUAAACGAUGACAGUGAAGAUUUAAGCGAUAAGGAACAGAGCACUUGGCCAAACUCCUCGUCUUUCACGUCUCCUCCUCGUCUCCCGAGCCCGACGCCGUGCACCUUGCGCAAGCAUAAGACGAACAGGAAGCCGCGCACACCCUUCAGCACCUCCCAGCUGCUCUCCCUCGAGCGCAAGUUCAGACAGAAACAGUACCUCUCUAUCGCCGAACGGGCCGAGUUCUCCAACUCCCUCAACCUCACCGAGACUCAGGUCAAGAUCUGGUUCCAGAACAGGAGGGCGAAGGCCAAGAGACUUCAGGAGGCCGAGCUGGAAAAGUUCAAAUGCGCCUCCAAACCGCUUCUGGCCCCGUUCGCGCUGCCGUUCCCUCUGGGAUCUCCAUCAUCUCUGUAUGGACCUCCAGCCUCAUUCCCACGGCCCGUACCGAUGCCAGGACUAUUUAACGGACCCGUGUCCUAUGGGAUGUAUUAUUUGUCAUAAAAAAAAAAACUUUUACCUGACGGCUUCUUCCACUCUGAAAUGAUUUGAGAGACUAUCAAAGUUUACACAUGAAUCACAGGGAAAAUUACUAUAAUAGCUUCGGUCACAUUUACAUGAUUGUUCUUGUUAAUUGCACAACUAAGUGCUGAAUAAUACUAAGGAACAACAUGUAAUUAUUUCCCAGAGGAACCGCUUCUAAUUGCUCACGGUUAUAGUAGCUUAAUUAAUUAUAGUAUUGUCGGUAAUGUCAUAUUUUUUAACCCGUUUCCCUAAAGCCACAUGAAAUGAUGGAAGUAAGCUGCUGUAUUGUAUAUUGUCGUGUUUUAUUCUUUGUGUUGUAUACUGACGUGCUCUUGUAGAGCAGGUAGAUGUGUAACUCUUUUAAGAUCAUCUGACACGGAUGUUAUCCGGCAGAAGAAGUACUUAUUGGCCUUAUGUUGGAAGUGCCUUGAAAGACCAAAUAUUUAUUAGUCUAAAAUAAAAAAAUAUUCUUUCUUAAAUAUAAA
Ctenopharyngodon idella (grass carp) is the source of this 1346-nucleotide messenger RNA. It is a transcript of the gene msx1b, whose product is annotated as muscle segment homeobox 1b. Gene Ontology annotation, molecular function: DNA-binding transcription factor activity, RNA polymerase II-specific; RNA polymerase II transcription regulatory region sequence-specific DNA binding. Gene Ontology annotation, biological process: regulation of transcription by RNA polymerase II; embryonic morphogenesis. The coding region runs from base 70 to 840 and encodes 256 amino acids. NCBI's taxonomy places the organism in Eukaryota, Metazoa, Chordata, Actinopteri, Cypriniformes, Xenocyprididae. The transcript is spliced from 2 exons. The record is from RefSeq and is a predicted model, not a curated record. Gene Ontology annotation, cellular component: nucleus.